AUGGCGCACGUCUCGGAGACCCGGUCGGUUCAUGCUGCGGCUAAAUGGACCAUGCACCGCGUGAAGAAGGAAGUGGAAGAAGGACUGCAAUUGUUGACCGCACAACAAGAGAUCGAGAAAGCGGUACUGAGCAAAUUACUACGUGAGAGCUGUUCUCAUCGCGAAGAUGAAUUCGUGAAGAUGUCCUCGAAGACAGAUGCCCAAGGCAAACCACGUGGAGACCCAGACAAGGUGGAUGUGAGCAAGGGCGAGCUGCACCAGCGAGUGAAGGCGUAUCUUCCCUUAUGAGGAGCAGUUGAUGACUUUUUUUAUCUAAAUUUUUAUAGAUCACGACAUAAUUCAUUGGCAAGUAAGAAGGUGGAAAGAUAUGUUCCACCACUAAUCGCACUCAUUUUUAGAGACCAGAAGUAGUCACAUCCUCUUCUAAUUCUAUCCGUCGACGUCUUCAG
Messenger RNA from Amoebophrya sp. A25, 449 nucleotides. The record is from the annotation of a GenBank genome assembly. NCBI's taxonomy places the organism in Eukaryota, Dinophyceae, Syndiniales, Amoebophryaceae.